Messenger RNA from Oreochromis aureus, 1513 nucleotides. RefSeq names its product C-C chemokine receptor type 2-like. The coding region runs from base 1 to 1056 and encodes 351 amino acids. Gene Ontology annotation, cellular component: membrane. The record is from RefSeq and is a predicted model, not a curated record. Gene Ontology annotation, molecular function: chemokine receptor activity. Gene Ontology annotation, biological process: immune response; chemotaxis; G protein-coupled receptor signaling pathway. NCBI's taxonomy places the organism in Eukaryota, Metazoa, Chordata, Actinopteri, Cichliformes, Cichlidae. The transcript has 4 exons.
AUGUCAGAAGAAUACACCACGUGCUAUGAUUACCAAGAUUGCUUUGACUUUCCUAACUGCACAGGCUUUCCUCCUACCAACGUAAGUGAUGUAAAGGACUUCAACAAAGUGUUUCUCACCACUCUCUACAGUUUGGUUUUCAUCAUGGGCUUCAUAGGUAAUGGACUAGUGGUGUAUGUCCUGGUGAAGCACCGCAAUCAGUGCAACCUGACAGACAUCUGCCUCUUCAACCUGGCUCUCUCUGACCUCCUCUUCGUCUUCACGCUGCCUUUCUACUCUCACUAUGCCAGGGUCGGCCAGUGGACUUUUGGAGACUUCAUGUGCCGUUUGAUCUCCUGCUCUCACCACAUUGGCUUCUUCAGCAGCAUCUUCUUCAUGGUUGUCAUGACGCUGGACCGCUACAUGAUCAUUGUGCACGCUCACAGGGUUGCACGUUAUCGCACAAAGAGGGCUUCCAUCAUUCUGACCGUGCUCGUUUGGAUGCUGAGCUUGUUUGUCUCUCUGCCGGAUUUUAUCUUCAGAAAGGCAAAAGAACAGGAAUCCCAAGGAGUGCAGUGUGACUAUCCUGACGAGAGCAAAAUAUGGGAGCGUUAUGAUUUGUUUACCACAAAUGUGCUGGGUCUUGUGAUUCCCUUGCUGGUGAUGGUAGGUUGCUACUCCAGGAUCAUCCCCACACUGGUAAACAUGAGGACCGCAAAGAAGCACCGCAUCAUCAAGCUGAUCAUCUGCAUAGUAGUUGCAUUUUUCUUGCUCUGGGCUCCAUAUAACAUUUCCCUUUUCCUAAAGUUCUUCCUGGAAAAAGAAAUAAUCCUCAAUGAUAAAGUCUUGGACGAAAAUAUAAGGCUGUCAAUAACAGUGACUGAAGCCUUUGCUUACACUCACUGCUGUCUGAAUCCCAUCAUAUAUGCUUUUGUGGGAGAGAAGUUUAUGAGACGAGCCUUGCAGCUGCUGAAAAAGUUGAUGCCUGGUUACAGCAUAGAUCUGACAGACAGCUCAUUCAGGAGAAGCUCAGUUAUGUCCAGGGGCUCUGAAAUCACCUCCUCUUUUAAACUGUAGAAGGUGGAGGACAGUUGUUUGAUUCAUCCAGGAUGCAGUCUCCAACAUCGGCUGCAGACUCACCCAGAAUCUUAAUUACCUUCGACUCCAAUGCUCUUCCUUUUUCUGCUCAGGUUAAAUUAAACUUGCUGGUCUCCUAAACCGAACCUGCUGCUUUACAGCAACCUGUAACAGUUUGCUUAAUUCUUCAGACAUCUUUUAUGAGCCUUACAUGUUUGCAAAAACACACCAAAAAGAGCACAAAACUAUUUCAGAUCUUUGUUGUACAAAAUGUGCACAUUGUCUUACUGUAAUUCACAUUUCUAACUAUUUCCACAUUAUUUUCUGAUGUUCAGCCUUUUAUAGUUCUUUUGUUUGUUGUAUAAUGUUAUGGUUCCUUGUAUUUGUCGCUAUUUGCCAGUGGAGUUGACUCCUAUCCUGAUUUUGUAUUAUCGCUUCGUUAAGACAAUCAAUGAUA